GUCCAUCUCAUCUCAGUAAUCUUUCAUCCCCAUUGGCUGCCCCCAGGACAGCCUUCCUCGAAGCCGGCCAAUCGCAGCGGCUCCAUCUGCACCGAGCCACGCCCCCUUCCUCUUAAAGAGCCCCCUUGUCUUCAAUGGAGACUCAAUCCUCCUCACUGACUUACUCAGCCUGAGUGUGCUCUCACCGCUGCUGCUGCUCUCCAUCCAUCCGUCUCUGAUCUCCUGUUCUCUCUUCCUCCGUCCGCCACCUCUCUACUUUCCCUUCUUCUUCCUCUCACUUACUUCCUCUGUGCCUCAGCUCCUUCCUCUUCUCCCUCUGUCUGCCUCUACACUCCUGAGCCUGAGCGUGCAGCACCUGUGCAGACUGGAGUUUGUUGGGCUUGAGGCAGAACGUUUCUUUUUUUGUUGUUGUUGGUUUGUUUUGUGUGCAUGUGUUUUGAACAGGGGAGGGAGGGGAGACAACACCCAGGAACACCUGACCGACGUUUGGUGAAGAUAUGUGGAGACUUGGGAACUGAUCUCCUCCUCAUCUGUUGAUUUUUUUAACAUUUUUCAUCACCACACCUGGAAUGCUUAACGUGGACUGAUGGAUGUUUCCGAACUGUGCAUCCCCGACCCUCUCUGCUACCACAACCAGUAGGUUGCUAACCAGAAUGCCCUCUGAGGAUCGGCACUUAUCCUCUAGCUGUGGUUCUUACGUCAAAACCGAGCCUUCCAGUCCAUCCUCCUCGCUCGUCGACACCGGCAGCCACCACAGUCCCAGCGGCAACUCCGACGCCAGCGGCGGCUACAUUAACGGCGGCAGUGGACGCUCACACGUCCUGGACUCCCCGCCCAUGUUCAACCCAGGCAUGCUCGGAGGCGGCAACGCCUGCUUACGCCGCUACGAGGAGUGCUCCGGCGGCAUGGCGGACGACUCGCCGAUCAAGUGCGAGUACAUGCUCAACGCCAUUCCCAAGAGGCUCUGCCUGGUGUGCGGCGACAUUGCAUCAGGGUACCACUACGGGGUGGCCUCCUGUGAGGCCUGCAAAGCCUUUUUCAAGAGGACGAUACAAGGGAAUAUCGAGUACAGCUGUCCGGCCACCAACGAGUGCGAGAUCACCAAGAGGAGACGAAAGUCCUGCCAGGCCUGCCGCUUCAUGAAAUGUCUUAAAGUCGGCAUGUUGAAAGAAGGUGUGCGUCUGGACCGGGUGAGAGGGGGAAGGCAGAAGUACAAGCGGAGGUUGGACACGGAAAACGGCGGCUACCUCGGCCUCACCAUCCCCCCUCCGGCCAAAAAGCCCCUGACGAAGAUUGUUUCCCAUCUGUUGGUGGUGGAGCCAGAGAAGAUCUACGCCAUGCCCGACCCCACCAUGCCCGACGGAGACAUCAAGGCCUUGACCACGCUGUGCGACUUGGCCGACCGCGAGCUGGUGGUCAUCAUCGGCUGGGCCAAACAUAUCCCAGGUUUUUCCAUGCUCUCGCUGGCAGACCAGAUGAGUCUACUGCAGAGUGCCUGGAUGGAGAUCCUGGUGCUGAGCAUCGUGUUCCGCUCGCUGCCCUGCGAGGACGAGAUCGUGUACGCCGAGGACUACGUGGUGGACGAGGAGCAGGCGAGGAUCUCGGGCCUGCUGGACCUUCACGUCGCCAUCCUGCCGCUGGUCCGACGCUACAAGAAGCUGCGCAUGGAGAAGGAGGAGUUCGUCACGCUCAAAGCCAUCGCGCUCGCCAACUCAGACUCCAUGCACAUAGAGAACAUUGAGGCGGUCCAGAGGCUCCAGGACUCCCUACAUGAGGCUCUGCAGGAUUUCGAGGGCCCCCAGCACCCGGAGGACCCUCGGCGGGCAGGCAAGCUGCUCAUGACCCUCCCUCUGCUCCGUCAGACCGCCACCAAGGCCGUCCAGCACUUCUACAGCAUCAAAAUGCAGGGCAAAGUGCCCAUGCACAAACUAUUCCUGGAGAUGCUGGAGGCCAAGGCUUGACACCCGAGGCCAGAUGUUUGACGGACAGCUGCGUCACCCAAUCCGAGGCGUUAGAAAAUUAAAGGUGAUGUGCCAACUGACGGUGAAGGGACGAAGCGUGGAUUACUGAGUCAAUUUUAACAAUUUUAAACAGUAAUAAAAGGAAAAAAGGGACUUGAAAUAGUUUUGAAAAAGGGGUGACUAUCAAACUUGUCUGACGUGGGAUUACGACGAUGUAAAUAAGGAAGUUGUGUACAGAAAUCAAGCAGCCGAGGUCUUGUUAUAACCGGAGACCCGCUGCCCUAUAUCACCUGAAGCUCCUGUGAAUCUGUUUCUUAUCUUAUUUUCAUCUCAAAAAUGGAAGUGUGGUAAAUAUAAAUGUCCUAAAGAGCUGUACAAUUACGUAGCCACAUUGUUUUUUUCUUUCUUUAUCUCAUAUUUUCUAAUCUCAGUUGUUAAAGCAAUAGUCUCUAACUGGUCGACAUAUAAUACGUGUACUGUAUAUUGUGUGAAAUUGCACUGGGCGUUGGGGGGCGGGAGGGGGGAUUAUUAGACAUAUUCUUAUAUUUGUCAUUGAAGGAAACGCUGCCCGCCACGGGUUCGACUCCCCAUUUCUUCGUAAUGUAUUUACCUCGUAGUAGCUUCAUCGACUCAGUGGUUCGGUCAACGUGGUGCUUACAGAUGGACGGUUGGUUGGCUGGUGGUUUCGCUAAGAGUUUGCACUAAGCGUCUACGAAUAACGUGGCAAUAAUGGGAAGCUCCGUCCGCUGGCCUCUGGUGUUUUUAUCGCUCGUAGAGACUAAAACACCCUCCUCGCUUCUCUCUGUGUCGUCAUUACUGGCAACUAAACAUACUGUGAAACUUGCAACGGUAACAAUAAGCUGUAUUUAAGAGUCUUGUAGCUAAACUGUGUGUCAAAGGACAUGACAGCAGCGACGUUUAAUGCAAUCUAAUACUCCCUGUAAUGUUUAAAACGUACCUUUGUGACAGUUUUAAAGCUCAAUUUUUGUCAGAUUGGUGCUUGAUCAAACCUCUGGUCAUUUCUGAGGCUUUUAUUUUGAAAUGGUGCCGUAAUAGAUUGCAUUAUAUCGUGUGUUUUUUGGGGUGUUUUGGCUUUUUUUGUGCCUGCCCUUUUUGUAUUCUCAAUCUACAAGUGUCACUAUAUUGAAACACAUUAGUGUGUGUGUCGGAGUCGUAUAUGUGAUACCAAAGUCUGUUUUCUAGCCUCAUGUAUUUAUAAUUUUAAGCGAUUUUUAGCUACCUGGAUUUUUUUUCUCUUAUAAAAUGUGGACUACAGGGUAAAAUAUGGAAGCAAGCUAAAAUUACACAUGUUGAAUUAACAAUAAUGCCAUUUUUACUCAUUUUUGUGUUUAAAUUUAACCUCAUGGCGCCUUUAUCAGAUUCACAGGGAUUUAAAUAUUUAUAGGCAACAAUAAUAUGAUUAGAGUGUCUUUUCUCCUUUUUUAAAUUAAAUCAACAAUCCUUUUUGUGUAUUCGUCAGUAUAAUGACACUUGUGUUUCUGAGAAUUCACUAUGAACUGAAACGCAGCAAGGAUAUUGACAGAAUAUAUCUGUAUCGCCGUCGGUUUUUAACUAAUUAAGGUGCUAAUCGUUCAGACAGGCACUGUGCACAAACUUAAGUUAGUAAAUCUGUAUAUUCCAGAAGUGAUAGUAGACUUUUAGAGCGUAAUAUCUAUCAGUGGUAAACCAGUUGCCAAAUUAUUCAAAGAAAGCAAUCAGAAUAACCUGAUGCGGCCAUCAGCAUAUUUCCCCCCCGUCCUGACAACCUGAGCGGGUUUGACGGAACAUGUUAUCGUAAGAUCCGAAUAAUAAUCAACUUAAUCAGCUUCUCUUAGGACGUUAGAACACUUUAAAGCAGUCACUAAAGUGUUUAAAGUGCCAUUAGAUGUAAAGCCGAGCGACCAGUAACUCCUCCACUAGAUGAUUAGAACCUAGACUACAAUUCCCAUAAUGCACUUCCCCAGUUGUUAAGCAGUCAGUCCAUCUGCAGUUGAAGCGAGGGAUGUGUCGCCUAGCAAACCAAAGCAUGGAGUCUUCAGAUACCAGUCGGUAGUUUCCACAUGAAUAUGGAUGUUCAGUAAAUCAAUGCUGCGACGGCGACGACAGCCAAACAUUUCUGUUCAGUCGAUACACGCAUCGAUGGGUUUGUCGAUAUGAGAUGCCAUGUGAAGUCUGUGGUCUCAAAAAGGGACAUUUUCCACACCAGAGGAAGCAGAACACUUCAAUAAACUACAAUCUGAUCCGCCGUUGGGUCGCCCGGACCUCCUCGGUGCACUUUGAUAGCAGAUAAUUGUUUCCCAACUUUCCUCCUCCACCCCUUUUCCUUUUCUUCUCCCAAAUUAACACGAGAAGAAAAAUAAAAAGAAAAAAUGCUUCAUUUAUUUUCAGACUUCUAAAACGGUUCCACUACAUCCAAUUAAUUCUAAUUGUCUCCUAAGCUGAAAUUCUCAAUAGAAAUGGAGCAAUUAAAUUUCUGCUUUGGCUCUACCUUGGGGACGAGAGGCGUUUUAUUUCGGUGGAUGGCGGGGAGGGUUCGUCUAAACCUUUACAGAGGCGAUUUCAUGGGCGUCUGUAAUAGUUUCCCAACAGAGCGAUCACUGGGCUAUGCAAGGCAAAUAUGGCCACCUAUGUGUUUGUGGAGCGUCGGGCUUGACAUUUAGUUGUGCUUUGUUUACAAUGUGGACACACUGUACAAAUGUAUUGUGCAUAUUUCACUGUACUAUAACUGCUGUGCUUUGAUAUAGCUAUGAUCAUUUGUUGCCAAUUUACCGACUUCCUCUCAAAUCUGGAGCCCACCGAAUCCCUGCGUGAUACGAGUCAGAGGAUAAUGACUCAACUGAGCGCUUUACGUUUGGUUUAAGGUGGGAUAUCGUCUUAUUUUUCCUUUUUUUCUUGUGUCUUUUUGUGCUGAAACACUCUCUCCCUCUCUGUGUGUGUUGUCAUCGAUUUUGGUUAUCGGCACAGCAGGACGUAUAGCGAGCGACGUCGUCUAGAUCCUAUACCUCAAUUCAUAUUUUGAAAAUUACACUGGGUUUGGAAGCGGGCCAUGGGUUCCUCCUGGGAAUCAGUGGCACAGAAAUAAAGUGACAUCACCGGCUGGGUAUUAAAAAAAAUGUAGAUGAACUUACUGCAAUUGGGGAGCACAUUCCUCGGAGGAGAAAGCUGCUUAUUCGCUGUUCCAUUUGUGGACUUACCUUAUCUCCAUGCACUCUGAGAUGACGAGAUUUACAUAAAACACGGAGGAACCUCCCCGGCCGUCCCGGUCCGCGGUGUAUAGAGGACCCUGCUAGGUGUACGUACCAUAGACAUGUGAUUACCCAAGAGGUUUACCCCCCUCAAAAGCAAUAUGUUAGCAUUUGUGAUGUAUGAAUCAAGCUAAAAGGGAGCUUUGGUUGGUUUUAAUUGUAAACUCACCCUGCGUUUGGAGAAAGGACGGGCUAACUAUGCACUAUGUUCUGGAAGACAAAGGGAAAAGUGCUGGAACUGAGCAGCGAAAGUUUCUCCCCAGACGGUGUUGUGUGGCAUUUUCUUGUGUUUUGUUUGUUGUGUUCAUGCCAACUGUAUAUCCAUGUGUAAAUAUAUGCUUUUUUUUUGGAGUGAGUCAGAUCUAACUGCACUGAAUGUACAGUGACAAUAAAAAUCACAUGGUUUAUGUAA
Amphiprion ocellaris (clown anemonefish) is the source of this 5618-nucleotide messenger RNA. Its product is annotated as steroid hormone receptor ERR2-like. Bases 591 to 1961 code for a protein of 456 amino acids. Lineage: Eukaryota; Metazoa; Chordata; Actinopteri; Pomacentridae. The transcript is spliced from 7 exons. Gene Ontology annotation, cellular component: nucleus. Gene Ontology annotation, molecular function: DNA-binding transcription factor activity; zinc ion binding; nuclear steroid receptor activity. Gene Ontology annotation, biological process: regulation of DNA-templated transcription. The record is from RefSeq and is a predicted model, not a curated record.